This is a messenger RNA of Plasmodium gaboni, 7362 nucleotides long. RefSeq lists its product as hypothetical. Gene Ontology annotation, biological process: allantoin catabolic process. The coding region runs from base 1 to 7362 and encodes 2453 amino acids. The record is from RefSeq and is a predicted model, not a curated record. The transcript has a single exon. Gene Ontology annotation, molecular function: allantoicase activity. Lineage: Eukaryota; Apicomplexa; Aconoidasida; Haemosporida; Plasmodiidae.
AUGUCUCAUAAUAAUAUGAAAGAAAAUGCUUAUAUAAAUAAUCCAGAGUUUCCAUUCAAGAAGCUCAAUAUUGAAAAAAUAGAAAAAAUAAGGAAAAGUGUAAGCUUAGGUAAUAAAUCAGGAAUAAAUAAUUACAAGAGUAGGGAAGACUCUUUUGAUAAGAAAGUUUCUCAUAAUGAAAAAAAUAUUUUGGAAAGAAUAAAUACAUGUACAUUAAAUAAAAAUAUAAUUAAUAAAAAUAAGAAAAAAAAUUUUAUUGAGAGGAAUAUUGAAAAAAUAUCUAUGUUAAGUAAAAAAAAUAACAUGUUUAUAAAAUCUGUAAAAAAUUGUAAUAGAAAACAUAUUAUUGGUUAUGACUUACAAAAAGAUGAUAACAAAAGAGACAUGAAACAAAAAGGAGUUAAGAAAAUUUCUGAAUUAUCCAGCAGAAAUGUAUCAAUUAAUUCAAAACGUGAUACAUUUACAAGUAAUGAAAAGCAUGAUGACAUAAGUAAGAAAAAAAAUAAAUUAAAAAAUAAUAAUAUAACAAAUAUUGAUGAUAAUAAUAAUAAUAAGAAGAAGAUUAAUAGUUAUAAAAAUAUUUAUAAUAAUAAGAAUAAGAAAAAUAUUUAUGAUCACGGAACAUUAAUGAGACGACAAAACACUCGUUUAAACGAAGAUGAGGAUAAUAAAUGUGUCGAAAAUAAUUUGAAUUUUCAUACGAAUAGUAAGAAAGAAGUAAACAAAUUUAAUAUUAAAGAGAAUGGUGAGGAUCCUCAUAAUAAUAAUAAUAAUAAUAAUAGUGACAAUAAUAAUAAUAAUAAUAAUAAUAAUAAUAAUAAUAAUAAUAGUAUAUAUAUUAACAAUAUUGAGAAACAAAUCAAACAAACAAAUGGUUUGAAAAAUAAAGAGAGAUGUAAUACUUUACAAAAUAACAUACAAGAAGACAAUGAAGACACUAGUCCUUUAAAUGAACAAAGUGAUGAUGAUGAUAAUAAUAAUAAUAUGAAUGUUAUUAUAAAUGGAAACAUUUGCGAUAACAAAAAUGAUGAUAAGGAAAAAAUUAAAUUGAAAGAAAGUUCAAAUUUAAUAUUAUCAUCAUUUAAUGACAUCAUUAUACAUGAUAAAAAAACAAACCUUGAUGAUCUUGGAAAUAUGAAAGAGUUUAAUGAAAAACAUGAACAAGCCAAUUUUGUUCCAUCUAAAUAUAAUUUAAAAGAUAAAAAAAUUGAAAACAAUAAUAAAAUACAUAUUAACAAUGAAUAUUAUAUUAAUCAAAAUAAUCAUAAUGAAUAUCCUUUUGAUAACAAUUUUUAUAAAACUAAUAUUUCUAAAGAAAUGGAAGGUUCCAAAAAAUAUAUUUCUGGUAGUGAAUUAAACAAAGAUGAUCAUAAUAUUACUAUUGAUAAAAUGAAUAGAAAAAAAGGAAAGGAAUCUAUAAGUAACCAUCAGUCUUAUAAUAUAUAUGAAGAAAAGAAAAAUUAUAUGAAUAAUAAAAAUGAUAAUAAUAAUAAUAAUAAUACUUUAAAUAAUUCUGAAUCAUAUGAAGAAAGAAAUGAUAAUAUUUAUAAACGGGUAAGUUUGAAUGAUAAUUCAUCUGUAGAUAGAAUGACAAAUAAUACUUCCAGAAGUGGAAAGAAUUAUAAAAAUUUACAAAGAAACAAUGAAAUUUUUAAAAAGAAUUUCUCUAAUGAUUAUGUAAAUUUUAAUAAUAAUGAUAGUAAUAAUUUAUUAAUUUCGCAGCAAGGUGAUGAAGAUAAUUUUUUUUCAUCAUAUGACGAUAAAUAUAACAAAACAAUAAAUAUUGAACAUUAUAAAAAUAAUGAAAAGAUUAAUAAAUCUAAUGAUAACCAAUUUUAUAAAAAUAAUACAUAUUCGUUAAACAAUAAAUUAAAUCAUAAUAUAUAUGUAGAUCAUCAAACGAAGGAGGGAACAAAUUAUCAAUUAAAAAUAUUAGAUCAAAGUAAUGAUGAUGUAAGCAUAAAAUAUAAAGAAUCCCAAUUAAAUGAAUUGACUAAAAAGACCAAAGAUAUGUAUGAUAAUUCAAACAAUGAAUUUAAUAAGAAUACAUUAACAUAUGAUAAAGAUAUAGAACAUAUUAAUUGUUCAGACAAUCCAUAUGUUAAUUAUAAUAGUUCAUAUAUGCAAAGUGAAGAAAAUGCAUGUGGAAAGCAACAUUCAUAUGAUAAUUCUAUGAUGAGAAAUAAUAUCGAUGGAUAUGAUAAUUUUAAAAAUUAUAAUGAAAUAACACAUUUAGAAAAAAAUAAUACUGUUGAUAAUUUAAAUGAUGAAAGAGUAAAUAAGUAUAAUCAUACAAGUGACCAUAUAUACUUUAAUAAUGAGAAUCAGAAUGAGCAAAAAGAUAGUCCUAAAAAUAUACUAGUUAAUAAUGUAGUAAAUAUGGAAGAACAAAAAAAAAUGCAGAAUAAUAUAGGUAAUUUUAAAAAUGUAUAUGACAAUUCUUAUUAUAAAACAAAUAAUAAUGAAUAUAAUAUACAAAUUAAUGAAGAGAAUAAUAAUAAAUUUUUAUGUAGCUCGAACGAUACAUACGAUACAGAUAUAGUAAAAAUGUAUAACAGAAAAUUAUCCUAUGGUAAGGAUAAUAAAAAAGAAAAUAAAUUAUUAAACAAAAAUAUGAUAUUAAAAGAAAUUUUUGGUUCAAACUAUGAAUCCAGUUUGAAACAUAAUCUGAAUGAUUCUGUUAAUAAUGUGGAAGAUGAUGUCGAUGUAAAAGAUAACCAUGGAGAAGCAUAUGGUGAUGAUACUAAUGAGUUGGAAGAUCCUGAGAGUUAUAUAAAGGAGGAGGAAGAAGAUGAAGAAGAUGAAAAGGAUGAAGAAUACAACGAAGAGAUAGAACAACAAAAUGACUAUGUAGAAGACGAUGAAGUAGUAGAUAAAGAAGAUGAAUUGGAUGCUGAAAAUGUCCAACGUUUAAGUAAUAAUUACAAUACUUUAAAUAAUAAAGCUACAAAUGAAGGAUCAACCAAACAUAGAAAAUCAAAUAAAAUCGAUGAUGAAGAUUUGAAAAGGGAAAGGAUACAAAAUAUGGAAGAAGAUAAAUAUAUACUAUCUGAUAGUAAUAAAUCCAUAUCAAAUAAUUAUAAUGUAUUAUCAAAAUCAGAAUAUGAUAAAAAUUCUUUUGUUUGUGAUUUAGUUAAUAAUGAUGAUUCCUUACUUAAAAGAUAUGAAGAAAGUUCCUCUCCACUAAUUUUAGCAAAACCAGUUUUUGAUGGUAGAGAGAGUGAAAUUAGUGUUAAUAAAAAUAUUUUAGAAGAUAGUAAUAAGAAUCUUUUUAUGGAGAAGAGAAAAAUGGAUGAUUUUAAUAAAAAACAAAAUGAAGUGGAGAUAAAGGGGAGUGAAAAGAAUAAUGUUGUAGGUCAAACAAAAAAAAUGUUCGAAUAUAUGUCAAGGGGGUCAUGUAUUUCGUUAAAUGAUGUGAAUGUGAAUAGUUCAAAUGAUGAUAGGACAGUUAAACAGGAUAUUAAUGAAAGGGAAGAAAUGGAAGAUGAAGAAGAUAUGGAAGAUGAAGAAGAUAUGGAAGAUGAAGAGGGUAUGGAAUGUGAAGAAGGAAUGGAAGAUGUAGAGGGUAUGGAAAGUGAGGAAGAAAUGGAAUGUGUAGACGAAAUAAAUAAAGAGAGUAAUACCAUUGAUGAUGACACUAAUGAAGGCGAAUGCGUUAUAAUAGAAGAGACAAUCGAGGAGGAAAGUGGUAACAUAGUGGAAAAUAUUUAUGAAGAAGAAGAAGAUAUGGAUGAAGAGGAAGAUCUUUAUGAUGAAGAAGGUAUUAUGCAACAAAAUAUAGAACAGGUUCAUAGUGCUUUAAGCAAUAAAAAUGGAGAAUGUGAUAUGAAAAAAGAAAAUACUUAUGAAAUUGAAACUGAAAAUUAUAGGAAAAGUGUUUCAAAUAAUUUUGAAGGUAUAUCAGGAAAUAUGAGUAAGAAGGAUGAAAAUAUAAAAACUAAUGAAAGUGAGUAUAAUUUUGAAAAGAAGCAAAUAAUAGGAAUAUGGGAGAAUUCUUCUAAUUAUGAAUUUAGGAAUAAUAAAGAGAGAAACGAUAAGGAAAUAAAUUAUAUGAAUUCAUUUAUGAAUAGAUUGGGAGAAUUGGAUGAAAAAAUUAGAAAUCGAAAAAGGAUAUAUGAGGAAAGAAAGGGAAUACGAAAUGAUAAUAAUAUUAUUAAUAAUAAUAAUAAUAUUAAUAAUAAUAAUAUUAAUAAUAAUAAUAACAAUGUUGACAAUAAUAAUAAUUAUUAUGAUCAUACCAAUGAUGGCAAUUUUCAUAAUGGUAAGAAAAAGAAUGCCAUGUCCAAAUAUUUAGAUAAUAAUUUUUUGAUAUACAAAAGUGAUAUAUUUAAUGAGAAGACAAACAUGCGUAAUUUAAAAACCUUACCACUAAAUGAAGAAACACUGAAAACUUAUUAUGGGAAAAUUCGAAAUAGUAAAGAGAAGGGUGUUUUAUAUGAUUCCUUGAGUGAUAAUUAUAAUCAUCGAAGGAAAGAAAACAAGAUGAGAAGAAGUUAUUAUAUGAAUUUAUAUAAAAAUAGAAAGAAUAAUAAUGAAAAUUGGAAGUAUAAUGAUAUAAGAAAUGGAUCAAUGGAUGCAUUUUCUUUUGAUGAAGAUAAUUAUAAAAAUAGAAAAUAUUUUGAUAAAGAUCAAUAUGAAGAAGUUAAUUAUUAUUAUAAAAAAGAAAAUAAAAAUGAAAUAAAUGAUGUUGAAAAUUAUUAUAAGAAGAAAUAUAAUUAUUAUAAAGGUAAUAAUGAAGAGGAAGAAGAAGAACACGAAGAUGUAAAUGGAUAUAUAACAACAAAUAAAAGGAGAAGGAGGAAUAUACAUGAAUUAGAUAAUGUAAUUGAAAAUAAAAAAUAUAAUAAUAUAUUUGAAAGGAAUGUAAAUUCUAGUGAUUAUGUUAGUGGUCUUCAUAAAGAUAUGAAUAAAAAAAUAGGUCAUAUAAAUGAUAAAAAUGAUAGUAGUGAAAAUAAAAAAAUGAAUAGUUCAUAUAAUGAUAAUAAUAGCCAAUGUAACAAUGAUAAUAGUCAAUAUAAUAAUAAUAGUAGUCAAAAUAAUAUAUCUUACAACAAUAGUGUUAUCUCUAAAAUGGUAUUAUAUCCAAGUAUCAAUGAAACAACAAAUAGUAGUAAUACGGUUGUAUCUAAAAGAAGUAAAUAUAUAUUAAGACAUUCAAAUGUAUCUUCUAAUUAUGAUGAUGUUCCUAUGUUUUUUAAUUUUGUAAAUUGUUGUUCUAGUGUAUUAGGUGCUGAAAUUAUAUAUGUAACAGAUGAGACAUAUGGAAAAUGUGAAAAUAUAUUAAAAGAUAAACCAUUUAAUAAUAAUAUAGAGAAAGGAUAUUAUGAAUAUAUUUCAAAUGAUUUAUAUAAUUUAUUAAACAAAGAUGUAUAUAUAAAUAAUGAUAAUAAUAAUGAUAAUAUUAAUAAUAAUCAAUAUGGUUAUAGUAAAUAUAAUGAUGUGUCAAGAAAUUAUUUAGACUUACAUCCAUAUGGAGAAUUUUCAAAAGAUAAUGAAAUAAAAAAUAUAGGAAAUACAUUACCUUCCAAAUAUAUUUCACCUACAAAAUAUGAAUGUCCUGGAUGGCUAACCAAAAGGAGAAUAAAGAAAUAUUUCGAUUUCUGUGUUAUAAAAUUAUGUAAACCUACAUUGAUUAAAGGAAUAGAUAUUGAUACAAAUCAUUUUUUAGGAAAUUAUGCUCCUUAUAUUUCUAUUGAAGGUGCAUAUAUUGAAGAUGAAUUAAUGUUAAGUGCAUCGUCCUUUUUAAAAUAUGUAGAUGAAAUCCGAUAUGAGCAAAGAAAGAAUAAUUCGUUUAUAUUAGAAAAGAAUACUUAUCCUUAUGCUUAUGAUGCAGAUGUUUUAAACGACACCGUAAUAAAUGAUAAGGAAAAAAGGAAUGAUAAAAAUGAUAGAGAGCAUAGUAAUAUACUGAACAAAAAAAAAAACAAUGAUAAUAAUAAUAAUAAUAAUAAUAUAUUGAAAAGUAGAGACGAAAUUGAAUUAACAAUAGAUGGUAAAACAUAUUUUAAAAGAAAUAAAUAUUUUUAUGAACCAAUUUUAAUAGAACCAAUUGAUAAAUCUGAUCAAGAAUAUGAAUCUUAUCUUGAAAUCUUAAGAUAUAAUGAUAAUUUGAAGAAUUUAAAAAAUAAUCCUAAAUCAACAUCAUUUAUUACUAACGGAAAUGAAUAUCGUUAUAUUAACAAUAGGUUAUAUACUUUAGUCGAUGUUACUAGAGAGAUAGCAAAUAGACAUCCUAAUAUAUAUAAUAUGUGUUUGUCAAAUAAGAAUUAUUCUUUUUAUAGUUCACAAGAAGAAAAUAUGAAUAAUAUAAAAGGACAAUACCCCAACGGGGGAAAAAAUGAUGAUAAUAAGAAAAAUAAACAUAAUGUUGAAGAAAUAAAUAAUAAUUCUACAUGCAAUAACUGGUAUGAUACUAUAUAUUUUAGAAAUGGAAUAAGAAAAAAUGAAAUAAAAGAAAAUAAUGGAAAGACACAUAAUAGAGAAAAGGAUAGUUUAAAUUAUGAAUCUAAUAAUUAUUAUAAUACAAAUACUUUAUUUUUAGAUAAUGAUUAUUCAGUAGAAAAAAGAAUAUAUAACGAAUUGCAUAAGAAAUAUCAAUGGGUAUCAAUAUUAGAAGAUGAGAGAAUGAAUCCAGGUUUUAAAAAUUAUAAUCAUAAUUGUUUUAAUAUAAAUACAUGUAAUAAAAUAUUUACUCAUUUAAUUGUAUGUUUAUUACCUGAUGGAGGUAUUAAUAAAUUACGAGUAUAUGGAGAAAUAAAAAAUAAUGAAAAAGUAAGGAAAAAAAAUUAUAAAAAAACUAUAAAUGUUUGUAAUAUAUUAGAUGGUGCAAAUAUAGUAUAUACAACAGAUGAAUUUUAUGGAAAAUCUGAAAAUAUUUUAAUUGAUCAUAAUUCUGAUUAUGUUAUGGGAUGGCAAACAAGAAGAUCAAUAAAUCGACCUUUACGCUAUGUAGAAAAUUUAUCAUUAAAUAAUAUAUCAUCUAUUUUCUUAAAUAAUAAUUAUUGUAUAAUAAAAUUAAGUUAUAUUACUAAUAUAAAAUAUAUAGAAAUAAAUACUAUUUUUUAUGAAUAUAAUUUCCCAUUGUGUAUUUCUAUAGAUUCUUGUUAUUUAAAACAAGUACAUCCACAAGAAAAAACAAAACAAAUACAAUUCUUUAAUGAUCAUAUUCAAAAUAUCGAAUGGGUGCAAUUAUUACCCUUAUCAUAUAUUAAAGGAAAUCAUAUAAAUUUUUUUUCAAUUAAUAAAUUAUUGAAUAAAACAUCUUUGAAUGAUAAUAUAAUAUCAACACAUUUACGUUUAAAUAUAUAUCCAGAUGGUGGAAUUAAUACUAUAAAAGUGUAUGGUACAGUAUUAGAGGAUUAA